AUGGCCGACACCGUGCGCCUCGAUAUCUGCGCCAGUGACGCCGAUGUCCAGGCCCGUGUAGCCGAGAACUUUACCGCGGUAGGUCGUAUCGAUGUCGUGGUGAACAACGUGGGGUAUAUUCUUGAGGGAGCCAUCGAGGAGUGCAGCCAACUGCGUCUUCUCCGCGCUGUUCUGCCAACAAUGCACGCACAGAGAUCGGGCACUGUCGCUAAUAUGGAAGCUGCGAUCCAGCGUGUCUUAACGGCUGCUAACGCGCGCGAUGAUGUGCUGACAAUCAUUUUCAUGGCCCUCAUCGUUGGCUCGGCCUUCUACAGAACACCCGAUCCAACCGCAGGGUUCGCUUCAAAAGGCGGAUUGCUGUUCUUUGCAGGGCUACUCAACACUUUCACCGCGAUGAGCGCGAUUAACAACCUCUAUUCUCAAAGUCCCACAGUCGUGAAACAGGCAUCCUACACUUUUUAUCAUCCCUCAACAGAAGCCAUUGCUGGAGUAAUCGGUGAUAUCCUUGUAAAAUUCGUUGUCGCGGUCGUCUUUAACACCAUCAUGUAUUUCAUGGGGUAUCUCCGUAGGGAGGCGUCACAGUUUUUCAUCUACAUCCUCAUCACAUUUGUGAUCAUGCUCGUGAUGAGCGCCGUCUUCAGGACAGUGGCAGCAGUCACGAAGACUAUAUCUCAGGCUAUAGGACUAGCUGAAGGCCUCAUCGUCGCCCUCAUCGUCGGAUGCGGAUCUGGUAUCGGAGGGUGGGUCGAAGCUGUUUGA
Molecule: messenger RNA, 759 nt
Organism: Aspergillus lentulus
Lineage: Eukaryota; Fungi; Ascomycota; Eurotiomycetes; Eurotiales; Aspergillaceae
Source: RefSeq, a predicted model, not a curated record